AAUCCUAUCUAGCCGUCGUUGCAUGUUGCAUAUUCAGCUUUCUCCUGUUUUGCAUAUGCAUCUCGCUGUCAUUUACCGGCUGACCAAAAUCACUGUUCUCUCGACUUUCAGCCAGGUUAAAGAAUUCUGGAAUUAAACAAAUUGCAUAAAUCUAAUAUCUACUGAAUAAUCAAUAAGCAUCAAUUCGCUAAACCGUAUUAUGUGAGUUUUUGCACAUUGACUUUAUUAAUACUGUGUGAGUGUUUGAAAAGUCAUCAACCCUAAAUUUUCAUUUAUACAUUUUCUAAAAAAUAAAUAAAAAUGCCAGCCAAGAACACAACGGAAUUGCUGAAGCAGUUACGUAGUCUUAUGAGGAAUGUGGAUGUCGUGAAGGAGCCAUUGGAAGCUUACAUUAUUGUUUCACAAGAUGCACAUUCGUCGGAAUACAUUGCUGACUGUGAUAAUCGGAGAGCGUUCAUUAGUGGAUUUGAUGGUUCUGCUGGAACUGCAGUUAUUACUCAAUCACAAGCGGUUUUAUACACGGAUGGACGGUAUUACCUGCAAGCUGCCGAACAACUUGACAAGAAUUGGACGCUGAUGAAGCAAGGACUACCUGAAACACCUUCGUCAGCAGAAUGGCUUGCAAAAACCUUAAAAAAGGGUUCUUUAGUUGGGGUUGACCCAGCACUGUACUCGAAGGAUGAGUGGGAUGCAAUGGAAACCGAAUUGUCCUUUAGUGGUACAACUUUGAUUCCUGUAGCUCAAAAUUUGGUGGAUUUGAUUUGGAAAGAGAGGCCCCCACGGCCACUUAAUGAAGUUGUUCACCACCCAAUCGAAUUUUCUGGAAAAUUAACUAUUGACAAAUUGGAUGAUAUAAGGAAAGAAAUGACAGAUUCAGGCUCAGAUCUGCUCGUGAUUACCGAGCUAGAUGAAGUGGCAUGGCUCUUAAACUUGAGAGGCUCAGACAUCCCCUAUAAUCCGGUGUUCUUUGUUUAUGUCAUUGUUUCUCCUUCGAUGUUGCAUAUCUUUAUUGAUCCUCGUAAAGUGAAUAAUGAAAUUCGUUCGAGUAUCACGUCCGAGCUUAACAACAAUGUCGAAUUUCAUUCAUAUGAAUGCGUAGUUGAUAAGCUUAAAGAAUUGGCAUGUCAGGCACAAGGGAAAGUGUGGAUGAAUAAAAAAUGCAAUUAUGCACUUGCCAGUCUUGUGCCAAAGGAUCGACUAUUGAUUAAACUGACACCGAUAUCUGUUAUGAAAGCUAUGAAAAACCCAAUCGAAGUGCAAGGAAUGAUAAAUGCUCACAUUAGGGAUGGAGCUGCUGUGUGCCACUUUUUGGCGUGGCUGGAAGAAUCACUUAAAUCUGGAGCCGAAGUCACUGAAGUAUCUGCUGCAACAAAGCUGGAAUCUUUCCGAGCACGAGAGAAACAUUUCAUUGGCCUAAGUUUCCCUACUAUUUCUGGAAGCGGUCCAAAUGGUGCUAUAAUUCAUUAUAAUCCAGAUUCUGCACCAGUCAGUAGACAGUUGUCACUGAAUGAUGUCUAUUUAGUGGACUCAGGAGGCCAAUAUAAGGAUGGCACAACAGAUAUCACGCGCACCGUGCAUCACGGAAAUCCAACAGCUUAUCAAAAAGAGUGCUAUACGUUGGUUCUGAAGGGUCAGAUUGCUCUAGCAUUAUCAGUCUUUCCACAAAAGACAACAGGAAAGUUUUUGGACUCCUUUGCGAGGCAGAAUUUAUGGCAGCAAGGAUUGGACUAUUUGCAUGGCACCGGUCAUGGUGUUGGAUCGUAUCUGAACGUUCACGAAGGUCCGUGCAGCAUUUCAUUCAAGCAUUCAGUGGAUGACCCAGGUUUACGUGAGAACAUGUUCUUGUCCAACGAACCCGGAUAUUAUGAAGAAGGUCAAUUCGGUAUUCGGCUAGAAAAUAUCAUACGCGUGGUGGAAGCAAAGACCAAGUACAACUUUUUCAAUCGUGGAUAUUUGAAAUUUGAAGAUGUAACAUUUGUUCCAAUUCACCAAGCAAUGAUUGAAACAAAGAUGCUGACUACUAUUGAGAUUGAAUACUUGAACGAUUUCCAUAUGAAAUGUCGCAAGCUUGUCGGGGAACACAUGCUAGCAACAGGAAGUUCGACUAGUGAUCCAGGAUUCAAAUGGCUGCAAAGAGAAACUGAACCUAUCAAUUUGUAAACAACUCACCAACCGAGAUAAACUGUAAUUAAUCGAAAAAAGUAUAAUUUUAUUGGUUUCAUUUAUAACGUAAACUUGGAUGAUGGAUUAAUUUGUAAGUGAUUUGUACAAGUGAUUAUUUCAUUAAAGCCAGGUAAAUCGUCA
Messenger RNA from Folsomia candida, 2304 nucleotides. Its product is annotated as xaa-Pro aminopeptidase 1. Lineage: Eukaryota; Metazoa; Arthropoda; Collembola; Entomobryomorpha; Isotomidae. The record is from RefSeq and is a predicted model, not a curated record. Gene Ontology annotation, molecular function: metalloaminopeptidase activity. The transcript is spliced from 16 exons. Bases 301 to 2160 code for a protein of 619 amino acids.